This is a messenger RNA of Hyla sarda, 15271 nucleotides long. It is a transcript of the gene BSN, whose product is annotated as bassoon presynaptic cytomatrix protein. Lineage: Eukaryota; Metazoa; Chordata; Amphibia; Anura; Hylidae. The record is from RefSeq and is a predicted model, not a curated record. Gene Ontology annotation, molecular function: metal ion binding; structural constituent of presynaptic active zone. Gene Ontology annotation, cellular component: glutamatergic synapse; GABA-ergic synapse; axon. Gene Ontology annotation, biological process: presynaptic active zone assembly; protein localization to synapse. Bases 241 to 12531 code for a protein of 4096 amino acids. The transcript has 12 exons.
UCCUCUCACUGUCUCUAGGGCCCCUCUCUUACAACCUAUCUCGGGGCCCCUUCCUGCCUCUCCGUUCCUCCUCCUCUCGGCCUCUGGCAGCAGGGAGGCGCGUUCUCGGUACAGACAUGUGACCGGUCGGGGACGCGCAGGGCCGGGAUGGCGGAGGACCGUUUCGGGCAGUGACGCUCUGUCCUCCGCUGCUCGUUGCUCCGGUUCCCGUAAACCUUCUCCCCGUACACAAAGCGCGGCAUGGGGAACGAGGCCAGCCUGGAGGCCGGGGAAGGUGGAGGGGGAGCCGGCCAGCCUCUUCCCAGCCCCGGGCCCGGAGCUUCAGCACCAAGCCGAGGUGGACAGCUCCCCGGGCCCAGCAGCAGCGCCGCAACCUCCUCUGCAGGAGCCCGGCUUGGAGAAGUCAGUGUUCCUGGAAGGUUGGAGAAUCCAGGACGUUUAGCUGGGCAGCAUGCCACUCAAACGUUUAGACAAACCCCAGAAAGCACAAAAGAAGUGAAAAGCCAUGUCUCCCCAUCCCAGCAGACAUCUGAUGUCUCCAGAAGGACGCUACAGGUGGAAAGCAAAGGUCACCGUGCUGGAAGAUCACCCUCAGCAUCUCCAGACAGAGGCACUACCCCAACCUCACCGUACUCAGUGCCGCAGAUUGCCCCUCUUCCCAGCAGUACGCUUUGCCCUAUAUGCAACACAACAGACCUCACCUCCUCUCCGAAUCAGCCAAACUUUAACACAUGCACCCAGUGUCGCAGCGAAGUGUGCAGCCAGUGUGGUUUUAACCCCAACCCUCAUCUUACAGAGGUGAAGGAGUGGUUGUGCCUAAAUUGCCAGAUGCAGAGGGCACUUGGGAUGGACAUGACCACUGCAACCAGAUCAAAGAGCCAGCAGCAGCUCCACUCUCCCCUUUCUCCUUCACUAUCUCCAGCCAAGCAGAUGAAACCUCCAACUCUAUCACAGUCGCUUCAUCAGCUCCCACUGUCACACUCUCCUCCAGCCGUGCAGCAUCAACCACAGCCGCCACCUACUCAACAGCCCCCUCUGACCCAGCACCACCCACAGCCCCUUCCUCAUAUGCAACAGCAGCAUCGCCCCCAGCAGACACAAGGUCAAGUACAAGAUCAAACGCAAAGCCAUUAUACCCAGAAAGCCCAAUACCAGCCCCAAGUCCAACUGAAACCACAAGCCCAAACUAAAACUGAAAUCCAACCACAACAUAAGCCCCAAGCUCAAUACCAACACCACGCAAAGAGUGGAGCAGAGACAUCUCUUGGGAAGGCGCAGGUGGAGGGCUUAACCAUGUCUCAUCCACAGGGAAAACCUCAACCCACCCAACAAAGAGAACAAAUUAGCCAAGGACAAACAAAACCCACUGCUCCUCUAGAGGCAGUAAGGAACUCCCCCCAACAUUCUCAAGGGAAACCUUCCCCAGCUGAACAAAGGAAAAACCUGGGAGGUUCUCCUGCAAAAACCCCUGCAACUUCAGCCCGUGGUACACAGGACCAGGCCCAGGCUCAGGAAGGGCUGACAGGAAAGCUGUUUGGUUUUGGGGCUUCUCUCCUGAACCAGGCAAGCACAUUGAUAUCUGUCCCUGAACCAACUCCACAAAGUCAGCAGUCCCCAGGUAAAGUGCCUCCAAAAAUAGUUUUUAGUGAUGCAAGCAAGGACUUGGGCACAAAACCACAGGGGUCAGGACCCCCUGCCCCAAGCAGGGCCGAGGCUUUUCCUCCUCACAAACCUGGGAAGAAUGAACAUGUUAAGCCAAAGGAUGUGCCGAAAGUUGUGUGCCCGCUGUGCAAAACAGAACUGAACGUGGGAUCCAGCGACUCCCCAAACUAUAACAGCUGCACCUCAUGUAAGAAGCAAGUGUGCAACCUCUGCGGCUUCAACCCAACACCCCACCUGGUGGAAAAAAAUGAAUGGUUAUGUUUAAACUGCCAAACUCAGCGGUUAUUAGAGGGAAGCUUAGGAGACGCUCCGCCAUCGCCCUUACCCCCAUCCAAACAAGGCUUACCAAGGCAUCAGCCAGGGAUCUCUGCAGCAGCAUCACCCAAACAUGUCCCCGGAGUUUCAGGGUCACCAAGACACCAGCUAGCUCAAAGCCAGACAGCAUCGCCCCAUCACCAGAAAACUGCACCUGUACCCACAGCAUCACCUCAGCAUCACACAGGAGCAGUGAGUCAACAGAAGGGAAGUGCAGGACACCCACCAGGGCACACACAUGACAAGAGAAGUUCUCAACAAAACCACCUCAAGAGUUCAGAACAAGUCAAGAAUGAAGAGAGAACUACUCUGGAAGAUGUGACCCAGCCCAAAGCUCCUGCAGAUUCUCAAAAGUUGUCAAAGCAGAUGGUGCCAAAGGGAAAAACUGCGGGCAGUAAAAAAGAGUCCGGGUCAAAAAAUGGGAAGUCGUCCUCUGAGAUUCAUAAGAUGAGAGACCAAGAGGAUAUAAGCAAGCCUUAUUCGCAUGAUUUGUCACGCAGCCCUCAAAGUCUAAGUGACACGGGAUACUCCUCAGAUGGAAUUUCCAGCUCUCAAAGUGAGAUUGCAGGACUGGUGCAGCAAGAAGAAGAAAAAUUAAAUACAACAGGUAUAUCUCAACGCAGCCCACCAAGCCCCUCCGAGCUUACUAAAUUGGAAAGUUCUGUUAGACCACUGCUGGAAUCAAAAGGUUCUUCCCAAGCUGACAAGUUUCAUGGCUUACGAGAAGAUCAAAAACAAAAGCAGAGGCCAAGGUCACUAUCCAUUACUCCCGAGGCUUUUGAUUCAGAUGAAGAAUUGGAAGAUAUCUUAGAAGAAGAUGAGGAUUCUUUGGAAUGGGGAAAUCAGAGGGAUCAGAAGGAGUGCACCGAGUCAUCAGAUGAUUUUGGAAGCAAACUGCGCCAUGAUUAUGUGGAAGACAGUAGUGAAGGUUUCUCUCCAUUACCAAUAAGACAACAAAAGGGAAACUUCUCAGAUGAAGAGUUUAUGAGAAGACAGCUUUUGGAAAUGAGUGCAGAAGAAGACAAUCUGGAAGAUGACGAUCAACAUUAUAACCAUGUAAAAUACAGCAGUAGUAAAAAAGGACAAAAAACAGACUCAGAGAAAGCCAAAGGUACAUCUGUAUCAAAAAGGUCUCUUGCUUAUAACUCCAGUGAUGUGUAUGAUGACAGUAGAAAAGAUGUAGAUGUAGAGGAGGAAGAGGAUGUAUCUGCAACUCAAGGAGGGCUCAGAAGAUUUAAGACUAUUGAGUUGAAUAGCACAAAUAACUAUAACAGAGACAUUGAUCUUGACCAGGAGGCAGACAUUAGUUUAGAUAGAGAGCCAGAGUUAGAGAUGGAAAGCCUAACUGGGUCACCAGAGGAACGAUCCAGAGGAGAAUACUCUUCCACAUUACCUGCAACAACUCCAAGCUACACAAGCGGAACAUCACCUACAUCAUUGUCAUCACUUGAAGAAGACAGUGAUAGCAGUCCUAGUCGCAGACAGCGUCUAGAAGAGGUCAAGCAACAGAGGAAAGCUCGCCACAGAUCACAUGGUCCUUUACUUCCCACUAUUGAAGAUUCCUCAGAGGAAGAAGAACUGCGGGAAGAAGAAGAACUCUUACGAGAACAGGAAAAAAUGAGAGAAGUGGAACAGCAAAGGAUUAGAAGCACAGCCCGCAAGACAAAAAGAGACAAAGAAGAACUAAGAGCCCAAAGAAGAAGAGAGAGAUCAAAGACACCACCCAGCAAUCUGUCUCCCAUUGAGGAUGCAUCACCCACAGAAGAAAUGAGACAAGCUGCAGAGAUGGAGGAACUGCAUAGAUCUUCUUGUUCUGAGUAUUCCCCUUCUAUUGAUUCAGAAGCAGAAGGUUUUGAAAUGAUUGCUUCUAAAUUGUAUAAAUCAGGGAGUGAAUACAACUUGCCAUCAUUUAUGUCUUUGUACUCUCCCACAGAAAAAACGUCCACCACCUCCACUGGUAAUAAACCUCUAAAAAGUGCUGAGGAGGUUUAUGAAGAAAUGAUGAGAAAGGCUGAACUUUUCCAGAAACAGCAACAAUCACAGCAGAAUAUCACAUAUGGAAACAACUAUCAACAGAUUAACUAUGCUGGCAGCCAGAAUCAGAACAACUAUGAGUACCAAUAUAUUGAUGAUUAUGGCUAUGACAGCAACAGAAGUGCAGGUUCUCAGAAUGACUUCCACAUGGUGUUGACAGCACCUGGAACAGUUUAUGAUGAAAUUUUGCAAACCUCUCAAAAUAUCUCAAGAAUGCAUCAGUCAUCAUCUAUUGACUUACAGGAUGACAAGAAAGUGGAUGCCUAUGCUGAAAAGCAAUUCUUAAAUGCAGAGAAUGCUUACAAUGAGAUGUUGAAACAAGUUAGUGGUCCACUUACCCCUGGUACAAGCCCAACUCAGCUUUCUGCCCCAGUGUCAUUUACUUCUUCUGAAAGCCUCUCUGGACGGGUUAUACCAGAUGUCCGGGUUACACAGCACUUUUCUAAAGAUGGACUUGAUCAGGCAAAACUUCAUAGUUCAUCCUCAGUUCCUAGUUCAAAAGCAAUAUCAUCUGCUUAUCACUACAGCAAAGUUUCUACUGCCUCAACAUCUACAUCAUUCCCCCCUAGUGUGAGUGCUGAGGGAGCGACUACUUCCCACAGAAGCUAUGGACAGUCUAGAGAAAGCAUGGACUAUAGUGCAAAUGAAGAGCAAUAUAACAAUAGAAUGGCUGCAGAACUAAAUGCCUCAAGAGAUAAAGGGCAAAGCAGUGGGGCAAAUUCUGUGUCAUUGACAUCAAAAGUGAUUUCUUUCUUCAAGAGUACAAGUCCCCCCCUUUCUCCCACCUCACCUACACAAAGCCCAACUCAUUCAUCGCCAAGAGUUAACAUAUCUGCUGGAAGCAGGAGUACUGCUGAGUUUUCAUCCCAGACUCAGAACAUCCGUCGGCUGGAUAGCUCUUCCGUACUGACAUCUCCUAUGGUAGCUCAAGGAACACAGACACCAGACCGCACUAGGUCACCUCGUCUGUCUAGACAGCAGUCUUCUCAAGAAACUCCAUUUAUGGUUAUAACACUAGCAUCUGAUACCUCCAUUCAAACUAAACCUAAAAGUGUCAGUUCCUCUACAUCCCCAGUCACAUCACCAACUAGAUUAAACCGUCAGCAAACACUCCAUAGUUACAGUCAAACACCAGUAAGUAGUUUACAGUCUCAGCAAGAACAAAUACAGUCUAGCUACACAAAGCCACACACAGUCAUAGAAAGGUCUCCAGCUUCAGGAAUGCACAUGAUUUCUUCUAAAAGUCAGCCCACAGCUAUGGUAGAUGGUUCCAGCAAUACUUUUAACUGGGGUUCUCUGCCACCAGAAAACAUAUCACUGUGUAGAAUAUCUUCUAUUCCUGGAACAUCACGGGUGGAGCCUGGCCCCAAACCAAGCAGCAGUGCAGUUGAUUUAAGAACAGCUAUGAAAACUGCUCCAGUCAUUUUGACUGAUCAGGGAAUGGAUCUUACGUCAUUAGCAACUGACUCCAGGCGAUAUUCCUUGACAAUGGACCCAUCUCCAGCACGCCAGUCUACUGCUGUCCAGCCCCUAAUCGUGAAUUUGAAUGCCCAAGAACAACCUCAUGCUGUUCUUGGCACAGCAACAACUGUUAGUAUAACAGUUGCUUCCUCCAUGAUUGUGUCACAGCCAAAAAAAAACAUAGUUUAUGGAGAUCCAUAUCAGAAUAGGGUAGAUUUUGGUCAAGGGACAGGAGGUGCAGUGUGCUUAACACAAGCCAAACACGUUGAACAGACAGCUCAGUCUGGGGUAUUGAGAGGAAGUAAUGACAAACCAGAAGAAACAGGAGGCUUGCAGAAAGACAUAUUUGCAAGAUAUAACCUUUCUAGUCAGGUCACGUCUGUGGUUAAACGAGAGAUAGGAUCUCAAUCUGGUAGUGCACAAAACAUUGCUAACAUUAGUGCCAUGCCCAGACAAUUCCAACAGGGCCAAGGCAUAGGUUUUACAGAUGCGUAUAAGGAUGUGCCUGAGUCUAAAGCUCCACAUCCUCCUAUCAAUAUUGCAGGAAGCCAGCCUCACUCCAUGUUGGUACACCUGGAUGAAAAGGUGCCUGGCACUGUUACAAAACUCAUGACAGAAGAACAGGCUCCAAAUGCCCUUGAUCUUACAGGGAUGAAACCUGAAAGCCAAGUAGUGUGCUGUGAUGUAGUCUACAAGUUCCCCUUUGGUGGCAGUUGUGCUGGUGCAUAUAAUUCUUCCAAUGUACCAGACAAAAACACAGGGGAAGCUGCACAGACAGUAAGACAAGGGGUACAGUAUUUUGGACAGAGAGAACAAGAACUUCCUGAAAACUAUCAAUAUAGAGAAUCAAGACCUAUGGGGCCACCACCUCCCCCACCUUCUGCACCUGCCCAGAAUUUUUAUGAUGAGCAGAAAUUCUACCCGUAUAGUCUCCCAGGAAGGCUUCAUUCAUCCAUGUCAGAGACUAAUUUAUCCAACAUUGGUUUGUAUCAACCUUAUCAAGUUCCAGGAGGAGACAGUGCAAUGGAUCUAAGUACAAUGAAAAGCUCCUACAGCAUGAACUUCAGUGAUGGAAACUUCAUAGGUCAGGGAUUGCAGUAUGGUUCAUUUACUGACCUACGCCAGCCCACAGAUUUAUUUAAUAGUUCACUACCCAUUAGACGAUAUAGUUCAAUGUCCAAUAUAUACUCUGAUUAUAGAUAUUCUGCUAGAGAUCUGUCUAACUUUCAAGAGUCAAAUCUUGCUCAAUACAGUGCAACAACAGCUCGAGAAAUCAGCAGAAUGUGUGCUGCUCUUAACUCUAUGGACCAGUAUGGGGGGCGGCAUGCAAACAGCCCAGAUCUAAUGCAGUAUGGGCCUAGUUCAGUUGGUACAGGGCCAGGGAACAAUAUUUUAUCAAAUCAGCAAGGAGUUAGGCAAAACAUAAUGUAUGGGCCUCAUUUUUCAGAAACCCGUCAAGGCUUUGGAAACUUGGGACAGUAUAAUAUACCUGGCCCACGAUCUAUCAGACAGAUGUAUCCAGCUGCAGCUACUGUGAGAGCAGCAGAUGGCAUGAUUUAUUCAACUAUCAAUACACCCAUAGCUUCUACACUUCCUAUCACCACACAACCAGCUCCUGUUCUAAGACCAAUGAUCAGAGGUUUGUAUAGGCCAUAUGCCACUGGCAGCAUCACUGCUGUUCCUCUAGCAAGUCUUACUAGGGUGCCACUUGUCACUCCAAGGAUGCCGCUGGGUCCCCAGACAAUAUACCGUUAUCCAGCAGUGAAUAGAUUUCCACCUGCUUCUUCAGCAUCAACAUUUGAUACCCCUGUUUACUUGGGAAAACCUGCCAGCACUUUUUCAGCUAGUACAACAACAUGUACAGUUAGUUCAUCCACAGUAUCAUCUCUCCCACCUGCUUCAACAGUAGCUUCAGCUUCUGUGGUAACAUCUCAUAUAUGUUCAGAUACAACAACCACAGAUGCUUCUGCAGAGGUCCCAACUGUAUCCUCAGGAGUGCAGAGUUCUUCUAAGGAGAGUAAUCAGUCACAGCAAAAGACUGUAGCUGAGAACCAGUCAAUUGUGUUUAAAGCUGGACCUGAAAAAGAGGAGAAAGAAAAAGAAGAAGAAAGGCAGAGAAAACAGGAACACAUGCUACAGAUAGAAAGAGAAAGAGUAGAAUUAGAGGCACUGAGGCAACUCCGAUUACAUGAGGAACUAGAAAGGGAACGUUUAGAACUACAGCGCCAUAGAGAGAAGGAACAGAUGCUGGUUCAGAGAGAGCUCCAAGAGUUGCAGUCAAUAAAGCACCAAGUGCUUCAACAACAACAAGAAGAACGCCAAGCACAGUUUCACUUGCAGCGGGAGCAGCUAGCACAGCAAAGGUUGCAACUGGAGCAAAUUCAACAGCUGCAACAACAGCUUCAACAGCAACUGGAAGAACAGAAGAGACAAAAGACUUCCAUCCCUCCAGCUUGUGAUCAAACAGUGAGACUUCCACCCCAAACAGUAUCAGAAAUUGCCAUUGAAAUGCAAAGAACCCUUACUCAAAGUGGGCAGUACUGGCCACCUGUAAACCCGCCAUUCAUGGUGAUGGCUCCAACUGUACCAGAUGCUCAGGGGCAACCACGCUAUCCAGGACCUCAGAGGCCACUUACUAACUCUGCCUCAGAGAUGUCACUACAAACUGAUGAGCAGUGGGAAGUAAAUAGAACAAUAAAGAAAAGGAACUCAAUGCCACGUCUCAGGGAUGCCUACAACAUGGAUGACAACCACGAACCGCACAUUGUCAAGAAAAUAACAGAUAGCAGUGUACAGACUGAUGAUGAGGAUGGCGAAGAGAGGUUUUAUAUAUCACGUCGACGGCGAACAAAAAGAAGCACGGACUGCAGCGUUCAGACAGAUGAUGAAGACAAUGCAGAAUGGGAACAACCAACUCGCAGGCGUAGAUCCAGAUUUUCUCGACAUUCUGACUCCAGCUCUGACAGCAAGCAUGAUUCUAAAGGAACAUCGAGUAUUGCGAUUCAGACCAUUAGUGACUGCUCUGUCCAGACUGAACCAGACCAGUUGCAGAGAGUCUCACCAUCCAUUCAUAUAACCACUCCAGAUCCAAAAGUAGAAAUAGUAAAGUAUAUAUCAGCUCCAGAGAAGACUCGGAAAGGCGAAAGUCUUGCCUGCCAGACAGAACCAGAAACUCAGUCACAUGGCAUUGUGGUCCCCCAGCUCAGUGUCCCUACAACUAUAACCCCCUAUACCUCUAAUAUACAGACUGCAACUUCUGGACCACUGGAUAGUAGUAUGUCAAGACAACAAGGAGCCACCAAAUUUGAGAAGAAGAAGCCUGAUCCUCUGGAAAUUGGUUACCAGUCACAUUUACCAGCGGACACACUUUCUCAGCUAGUUAAUCGACAGCCCCCCAAGUCUCCUCAAGUACUAUAUUCACCAGUGUCACCACUUUCACCUCACAGAUUACUGGAGUCUACAUUUGCUUCUAGUGAAAGGCUGAACAAAGCCCAUGUUACCCCUCAAAAGCACUUUACAGCUGAAACUGCACAACGACAGCAGAUCCUACCCCGUCCAAUAAAAACCAUGCAGAGAUCUUUGUCGGACCCUAAACCCCUAAGUCCAACAUCUGAGGAGUCUGCCAAGGACAGGUUCUCUUUGUAUCAGCAUCAAUUACUGCAAGGUGGUCAGAUUACAGCUUUCCAGUCAAAUACUUUGACACGCAAAGUGAAGCGAACGCUGCCCAGCCCUCCUCCUGAUGAAGCUCACCUUCCACUGACCACCAGUCAGGCUCAUUCCCAAAUAUACAUGCCGAAUCUUACACAGAAGAUGACAGGAGGCCAAGCCAUACAGAUGCCAAAAGUCGGUUUUCUUAAAACCAUUGACCAUGAUCUGAAGAUUGUAGAGCAAGAAUCCACUAAACUGCGCAAACAGCAGGCUGAGCUGGAAGAGGAAGAAAAGGAGAUUGAUGCUAAACUGAAAUAUUUAGAACUUGGCAUUACUCAGAGGAAGGAGUCCCUUGUGAAAGAUAGAGGGGGAACUAGAGAUUUCUCUUACCUCAGAUCUCUAGGUGAAAAUAGGGAUUACAUGUCAGAUAGUGAACUCAACAACAUGCGAAUGAGUGGCUAUGACAGCAGCACUCUCUUAAACAGGACCAGCACUGCACCACAGUAUUCAGAAUUUCAGGCCACGCAACAGUUCCAAACUUCAACUUCCUCUUAUACAUCUGGCACCUAUCAGUACUCUACUGGCCAAACAGUGACCCCAGUUGCUGUCCCUGCCCAGCAGACCAGAUUUCAGCAGCCACAAUAUCCUGUGUCCAGCAAUGGCCCAUCACAAAACAACUUCCAAUCCCAGUUACCCAGUUAUCCUGCACAAAGCUCAUAUCAAACUCACAACAUUGCACCAACAACAGGUUAUCAGACAGACUUAGCUCUUCAGAAUCAUACAGGUUUCAGACCACCGAACCCUUAUCAAGCCCAAAGCACAUAUGCUAACCAGACUUCUUUACAAACCACUGUACAUGCAGGUUUUCCACCACAAACCGACAGUCAAAGCACUCAUCAGAAACCUAGGCAGACUUCACUUGCUGACCUAGAGCACAAAGUCCCUACAAAUUACGAGGUGAUUGGAAACCCCACAGUAGUCAUAUCAUCAGCAACUCCUGACACUGGCUUUAGUAACACAACUGUGGGCAGUAAUUAUGAGCAAUACAAGGCUACAGAGGUAAGACAAACAGAAAGGGGCAAUGGAGCAGAGAGCCCCACUAAUAGUUAUCCCUCAGACUCUCUUUAUACAAACCUUGAACAAAACAUUCCUCGAAACUAUGUAAUGAUUGAGGAUAUCAGUGAACUAACAAAAGAGAAUCCGCCAUCAUCAGAAAGUCAAAAAGUAGAACCUGCACCUCAGUCCCUGCAGCAGAAAAGUAAUGGACGGCACAUCCAAGAAAAAAAUGGCCACUUGGAAAGUGAUGUUUCAAGUAAGCCAUGCUGUUAUUCCAGAGCUGAGGAAGAGUCUGAAGAAGAUAUGUAUGAUCACCACAGUACAGAUUACAGAGGUAGAAGCAGCUACCAGCGAAGUAAUGACAAUAAUGGACGAGACUCUGCAAGUAGCUCCUAUUAUUAUGGAGACGAUUCUCGGCACUGUACACGAGUAGAGAAACAUGUCUCUAGUGUUGGAAUGCAAAAACAUUCCUCCAAAAAUCUUGCCCCCGCUGUGGUGUCAUCCAAAAGAAGUAAACACAGAAAACAAGGAAUGGAGCAGAAAAUCUCCAAGUUUUCUCCAAUUGAGGAAGCUAAAGAUGUAGAAUCUGACUUGGCAGCUUCAUACCCAGUGACGUCUUCAAUAAGCAAUAGCAGCAGCGUUUCCUCAAGAGCUAAGAAACUUCACGAUGAAAUUACGUAUGGCUUAAAGAAAAAUGUAUAUGAGCAACAAAAAUAUUACAGCAUUUCCAGUAGAGAUCUUGUAGAUGAGGAUGAUAGAAUUUAUGGUAGUGGAAGCCGCUCACGCUCAGCAUCCAGUUAUGGGAUGGAAAAAUCAUGUCGGGACUCAGGUAGUAGUAGAAGCAAAUCUUACGAACGAGAAAGUUCAGAUAGGUAUCACAAAUCAAGUUCCAAACCUUCAAGUCUUACAAUGAGUCAAAGCCGAGGGAGAACUCCAAUGAGGACACAGGCCUCAGAAGAAGAGAGUCCUGUAAGUCCUCUUGGGAAGUCUGUUGGUGGUUCUCGGUCAUCUAGUGGCUCCAUGCCUCAGUCUGCAGUGGACAGUUGUCCUCAAUUCUGUUCCAGCCACUCACUGCCUGACGUACAAGAACAUGCUAAAGAAGUGCCAAGAAAUCAUACCUAUAAACAAGAGGAAGCUUACAUGAUGGAUGAUUCCCACUGUGUAGUAUCAGACAGUGAAGCUUAUCAUUUGGGUCAGGAAGAAACUGAUUGGUUUGAUAAACCAAGAGAAGCUCGUUCUGAUCGAUCAAGGUAUUAUAGUAGUCACUCCUCCUCACAGAAGAAAAUGCCAGUCAAACACACAUAUCAUGAUUAUGAUGAACCACCUGAUGAAGAUAUGUGGCAACAUGAGGAAUAUUCUCGCCAUUCAUCAAAAGAACAUAGACUUCAUGGAGAUACUGGAAGACAUUCUUCUUCUUCCCGAUAUCUGGAUGAACAGUCUAGGCGACCAUCAAAACAGCACCCAAGAGAUCAAGGAAGACAUGACUCACGCUCACAUUCACAGUCAUCGUCAUCUUUGAAGAAGUCACAGCCAUCAGAUUCUAGAUCCCAAUCUGGCUAUCCACUGAGUUCUGAUUAUUCUCAACAGUCAAGGCAGUCAUCCAGUUAUCACCAUAGUUCAGAAACACAGAAGUCCCAAAGGCAGUCCCAGAUAACACAACAGCAAAAAGCUGACUCUCAUCACCAGGGAUCACAGCAAGCAAGGCAGUCACAGCCUGGCCAACAGCAGCAAGCAAGACAACAGCAGCCUCAGCAGCAAAGUUCCAGACAACAGCAGGCAUCUGGACCAUCACAGCAAGGGUCUCACCAGUCUUCGCAUCAGCCAGUGUCUCAUCAAACAACUUCACAUCAAGCAACUCAGCAGCAUCAACAAGGACCAAGUCAGCAAUCUAGAACACUUGUGCAGCAACAGCAGCCGCCACAACCACAAACGCAGCAAACAUCUGGGAGCCAGGUGCAGACUGCCCCUCGGCAACAACAACCGCAAUCUGGGCCUCAAGGACAGGCAGCAGUACGGACACAACAACAGCAGCCACAACAGAUAGUGAAACCACAGCAGAAUCUGCAACCUGCUCAGCAAUCUGCACAACCAAAAGUGGAACCAGUGGAUGUCUCCAAGACGACAGCAAAGCCUGCAGUUCAACCAGGAAGGGGUCCACAGACAUCAGUGCCAGGAGCUCCUGCAGGUGCAAAAAUUGGGCCAAAACCAAUAGCAACAGGAGCAGCCCCGGGACAGCCAGGCCCUGAAGGCGAAAGCAUGUUUUCCAAAAUUCUUACUGGAGGUGCAGCUGAACAAGCAGGCAAACUGACUGAUGCUGUGUCUGCUUUCGGCAAAAAGUUUUCCUCAUUUUGGUGAGCACGAUCAGAGGUGAAGAUCUAAAGGAAAAUAUGAAGAAACCAAAUAUAAAUAUCCUACCGCGCUGGACUCUGGGUAUAAAAUCUUUUGCAGGGGAUGUAAAUGCUGCUAAGGUGUUAAAAGAACUGACCAUGUGUCAAUGGAAACUUUACUGAAAAGUCUUGGUCGAUUACAUUGUUAAAUGACAAGACAGAAGAAUCUCCAUAGAGCAGAGAUAGGAGACGCCCAGUGCCAUUGUACAGUACUUUUCAGCCAGGGCAGGCGCCCUCUAUUCUCUAGAUCUUAGACUCAGAGUCCAGGAUUCUGCAUAUAUUAUUUCUUCAUUUAUCUUCUUGAGAUCUCCACUGAGGAGCAUUGAUUAUAGGGCUUGGAGUGACAAGCUCCACAUUCUAACAUCAUUCCAUCUCUGAGGCGUGGUAUCCUGUGCUCCCACUCUGUCAGGGGAGGGGACCAUUAAAUACCAAAUCCAAGAGGAGACGUGAGGACCGUUCACUGUUCACCUAUUGAAGCAUGAGGCCAUAGGACUAAGAGACAGUGUGCUGAUAAGCCGCCUCCUAGAAGAAUAUAUGGUGGCCAGGCAUAUCUGUCCCUGAUUAGUAAGCCAUCAAUGAGCCGUUCCAAUGGCGGUUUCCAAAUCUGUUGCGUUUCUUCUGUGUUGGUUUCAGCAGCCUUAACAUUUCAGUUUGGUUUUGUCAUAUACCUCAAUUUUAUUUUGCUUUUUUGUCUAUUAAUUGUGCUUCAUUAUUAUUGUUUUGUGAUCCGUUUCGCACAUUGGGUUCCUCUAUAAGCAAUAGAGAGCAGAUAAAGAGCACAAGAUGGCGGGAGCGUGUCCUCCUGUCUCUCUCUUCUAAAGACGAAUAAAACUGUGCACUUCAAGUCCUAAGCCAUCUCCAGUGGGCAUGCUCAGAGAGACGGUCUUCACAGUCACUGAGCGUCUUUCCCUCUGCCGCAUGCGCCCUUACGGAACAAUUCAUCCCCAUCCCGAACUGCUACAGUAUUGUAACGUUGCUCCUAUGUCCGCUUGCCGUGAAGCGAUCCCUGUCCUGUUGAGCAUGCUCAGAGCUGACACUGGUCUAUCCAUUGGCGCUUCCAUUCAUUCAAUGAUCAUGUCUAAUUGUCUAUGCAACAGGUCUUUUGGGGGGGGGGGGGGGGGAGUCAAUGCUGUGUCCAUAUUUAUCAGAAUUUCAAUGUUAUUAUGUAUAUGGGUUUAUUUGAAUCUGUGACCCUGGGUUGAUAUGUUUAUAUGUGUGUAUGAUGUUAGUGGCAUGUUUGACUCCAAUAAGGAUUUUGCCAAAGGCUAGUAGCCAUAUAGCCUGUACAAUUUGUGUCUUGCCCUGAUGCAUGGCUCGCUACUCUGUACUGUGCACGGUUUCAUCUCAUUUAUAAUGAUUGCAGAUUCUUGCUAGGAUGGACUUUGCCCCAAGUAUCUCCCCUCAUGUCUCUAGUUUAGAAUCCCCCCCCCCCCAAUCUGCCAAUGUGCGCACUUGUGAUAAACGGUGAUCAAAGAACAAAGACUAAUAAAUAAAAUGUCCAAAGUGCGUGUCGGCUGGACAGUCGCAGGAUGUAAAUAAUAAGCAAGUUCAACACUGGUUAGUUAAGAACGACACUGUACAUAUCUGGAGACCAUGUCACAGCCCAGCCACUGCAUUCACUAUAGGAAGCCCUGGUAAUAUUGGUAUUAGCAAGAGAAUGGUGCAGCGACAAGGAAUUAUCACCCCGGAGAAUACAGAACCAUGCUGGUAAUAGUAAAAAAAAGCACAGAGACAUCAUUCACAUCCUAUCAACCAGAGGAUUGAUCUCCAUGGAAGAAUCCAUUCCACCAACUGCCUAUGACAGGUGGAGGCCACCAAAGAAUGUAGAAUAUCACAUGGCAUUAGUAAGAACUUGGACAACGACACAUAGAAAUCUUGGUGUCACCCAACCACCUCAUACAUAAUCAUGGUCUCUGGGGUUUGUCCUGUGUACUAAGGAGCAUAGGUGAUAAGUGGGGAGAGUGCAGAAGCUUAGUAAUGAUCAGUUGGCAUAGUGGUGGGAGCAUUCUGCUGUCACCGUUGUUUCUGCAGGCUCCAACCACACUGGAUAAAUAUAUAUCUGUACAGUAUGUAAAUGAAUGUUCCUGUGUUAGAAAGCUAUAUAAAAAAAUUACUAGAAAAAGACAAAAAAAAUCCAAGAAUAUGAGCAGCUACUGCAGUGAGGCCACGCCCUCAAGUCCAUCGCCCAUGCUCACAAUUUUAUUUGUGUAUAAAAAGAGCUGAUAUUAUAUUCCUGAUGACAAAGAAGACGCAACAUCAUGGCCGACAGUGGCCUCCAAGGGACACCUAGGAAGGUCCUGUCUCCAGACCCGUUCAUGUCUCCCAGGAAGUAAUAACCCUCUGAAGUUACUCUCACUUUUGCUUUAUUUAUUUAUUAAUUUAUUAUUUUAUUUAUUUUAGUUAAUUAUUAUUUUUUAUUUUUUUUUGGGGGGGGGGGGAGUUGUUGGGGGGAGGGUGGUAAGAGAAAGAUGAGAAAGAUAAUGGGAAAGUUAUAUAUAUAAAAUAUGAAAUUCUAUUUAAAAGUAUAAAAUGAUGAAGUUUACAGUGGUGCAAAGUGCAAUGACCUGACCUGUAUAUGAAUGAUGUUUCUCCCUGUCUGGCUGUGCCCCAUAGUAUUCGCUGUGUCACAUCCUGUGUCGUACUCAGUAAUCGGUUGACCCCUUACAAGAUAUUUCUGUCACAGCAGAAUAAAAUGAACUUGAUAUGAA